Helobdella robusta is the source of this 1228-nucleotide messenger RNA. RefSeq lists its product as hypothetical. The transcript is spliced from 6 exons. Gene Ontology annotation, cellular component: extracellular matrix. Lineage: Eukaryota; Metazoa; Annelida; Clitellata; Rhynchobdellida; Glossiphoniidae. The record is from RefSeq and is a predicted model, not a curated record. The coding region runs from base 66 to 878 and encodes 270 amino acids. Gene Ontology annotation, biological process: extracellular matrix organization; proteolysis; collagen catabolic process. Gene Ontology annotation, molecular function: metalloendopeptidase activity; zinc ion binding.
AUUACAGAAUUUUUACUGUCAAAAAUAAAUUUAAAUCCUAGAAGUUCAGAGAACUAAUUUGAAGAAUGAAACCUUGGAUGGCAGCGUAUCUCAUCAGCAUAGCAACGGCAUGCUGCAUCUUCUUCCUCGUUGGUGGACUGCCAGCUGGAAAGAGAUUCACCAAAAAGGAUGCUUACAGAUACUUCAAAAAGUUCGGUUACAUGAAAAUGAGUGAUGACGAAAACUCGAACGUCACGUUUCGACGUUCUGUUGAAAAAGUGCAAAAAUUUGCCGGUGCCAACCAAACUGGUGAUUUAAACGAUGAAACGAUAAAUUUGUUGAUGACUCCAAGAUGCCAAAACCCGGAUGUUUUUGAGAAGAAAAACAGAACAAAGAGAUUUCUUCUUGCUGAGCCCUGGCCAUCAACAAACUUGACGUACAAACUUGCUAAUUAUCCAAACAAAACAAUCAACUUGACCAAUUCCGGGAUAGAUAAAAUCAUCAGAAAUUCUUUAGCAACGUGGGCUAUUUACGCUCCCAAACUUUCAUUCUCGUUGAUUUCAAGCACAAGUUCAAGGAAGGCCGUGAUAAAUUUGAAAUUUGCCCGGUUGGACCAUGGAGACGGAAGUUCAUUUGAUGGACCAGGUGGAGUGCUGGCUCACGCAUUCUACCCGACUGACGGGGAGGUGCAUUUUGACGCCGACGAAUCUUGGAGCACUGCUACCAACAGUGGGGCCAAUUUUGAUUGGGUGGCAAUUCAUGAAAUUGGGCACGCCCUUGGCCUGGACCACAGUAGUGUGAAAGGUUCAAUCAUGUACCCGUACUACACCGGAUUUAAGGCAAACCUCACUCUGUCGCUGGACGAUAUAGCUGGAAUUCAAGAACUCUAUCCAGUGUAGAUCAAUUUUACAAAUGAAAUUAUUUUAAAAAUUCAGUUGUGUUGGCAUACUGCAUAUAAAUAAAUAGACAUCCUUAAACUUUGGUCGUAUAAUGUGAAUGUGUGUAACGGUUUGAAUCAUCGUUUUUAAGCAAAUUUGUUUUUCAAGACGUUCAUUUUUAUUUUCAACUUCCAACUUUUCAUUGUCUGAUUGCGUCAUCGAUGUAUUGACUUUGAAAUAGAUUUUUUACAAAAAUUUAUAAUUCAUUUUAUUUUAUAACUAAUAUUUAAAUUUAACGAAUACGAAUUUUCAUAAAUUUGUUGUAUCUAAUGUCAAUAGUUUCCCAAUAAAUAUCAAAAUUAUUAACCGUC